AUGUGAGACGAGUUCAGUCAAGUCUACACCUCUUCUGGUAUUGGGACCUUACGCCUGCUUCUGAGCCCAGACGCCUCAGUUUCCCAUCUAUGCAUCACCUCUUCCUGGCCACGGCCUGCCGGGACGCCGACUACGACGCCCUCCUCCAGGAAGUCUGCCUCACCCGGUUCCAGGCGGACAUGGAGGCCAUCGGGAAGACGCUGUGGUGCGACUGGGACAAGACCAUCAAGAGCUACCGCGCGCUCACCGACUGCACCGGGCACCUGGCGGACCAGCUGGACUGCUUCUGGCCGAACGCGGCCGUGGACAAGUUCUUCGUGGCCGUCCACCGGCGCUACUUCAGAAGCUGCCCCGUCUCCGGCAGGGCUGUGCGCGACCCGCCCCGAAGCGUCCUCUGCCCCUUCAUCGUGGCGCCCAUCCUGGUGACCCUGCUGGUGACGGCUCUGGUGGUCUGGAGGAGCAAGCGCCCGGAGGGCAUCGUGUAGACCCGCGGCCCGGCGGGGAGGGGUGGGGGGAGACGCGGGCCCCUGCCUGGCCUGGCGAGAGCUUCGGGGACCCCCAUAGCAGAGUAGGCCCCAGAUCCCUUUCUGUGUCCCCCAGGAAGAGCUAACAGGGUUUUCGGAGCUGUUGUGCUGCUGGCAUUAACCUUAAGCCCCCGGCUGGAGGGCGAAACAGGGGCGGGGGGGGGGGGAGCCCAGGUGCCAGGAGGGAGCAGAGCAUAAUUGUCCUUAUUUCCAGGGAGGGUCCCCAGCUCUGUCUCUUACUGUUCCAACCCCCCCGCCAGACGGUGGACGAGAGCUGGUGAUUAAAAGGAUGCCCUCAAGGGGGCACCUGGGUGGCUCAGUCGGUUAAGUGACUUCCCGGUCGAGC
Molecule: messenger RNA, 870 nt
Organism: Hyaena hyaena (striped hyena)
Lineage: Eukaryota; Metazoa; Chordata; Mammalia; Carnivora; Hyaenidae
Gene: RAMP1
Product: receptor activity modifying protein 1
Exons: 3
Coding region: 90-485 (131 amino acids)
Biological process (GO): regulation of G protein-coupled receptor signaling pathway; receptor internalization; protein localization to plasma membrane
Cellular component (GO): signaling receptor complex; cell surface; membrane
Molecular function (GO): coreceptor activity
Source: RefSeq, a predicted model, not a curated record